AUGGAUAGGAAACAUUUAACCAUUAUCUUCCUAGCAGAUUCUGGAAAAUUGGAUGAAUUCAAAACAGAAACUGCUAAUGAUAUCAAACAAGUGCAUGGAGAAGUAAGCACUUUCAAAGUUGAUUUGGCAAAGAACAACAAUUUGAGUUCUUCUGUGUUAGAAACACUGGCAGAGCUCAAAAGAGAAAAUGCUAGAAUUGCCGAAGAUGUGAUGCAGAUCCUGGAUUCAGUACGUAACUUCACGGGGAUAUUCUGUACAACCUGUCCAGCUCAUUGGAUGAACUUUCAAAACAGCUGCUACUUCUUUUCUUUCAAAAGCAAACCCUGGAAGAUAGCUCAGCAGUUUUGUGAAGAUGAAGGUGCUAACCUGGUUAUUGUGAACAGUGGGAUAGAACAGAACUUUUUGGUAAAACAUAUGGGCAAUGACCAGGUGUUUUGGAUAGGCCUGACUGAUACUGACAAGGAAAACCAUUGGAUCUGGGUGGAUAAUACAACUUUAUCUGUGUCCUUUUGGGGGAAAGAUGAACCCAACAAUGCUGGAUCGGGUGAGGACUGUGCUACCCUUCGCUUCUCUGGGAAAUGGAAUGACGUCCCCUGCUCUAGAAAUGAACUCUCGAUCUGUGAAAAGAAGUGCUAGCCAUGCUCCUGUCCACGGCAGCCCAUUGCACCACUGCUAUUAUAUUAGUCUGGAGGUCUCCAGAAUCAUCUUCAUAUGACCCUUUUAAAGACCUUCAUCCUCCUCGUCUUCCCCCUCCCCCCCAGCUUUUAUGUACUCUCAUCUUGAAUAUUGACUACAUCUUUUGCAUUUCUCUUGGGGUUCACAAACACAGAGUCAUAGAGAAACAGUUGCAUGCAAAUAGGUCUUCCUUCCUUCAACGCAAGGGAACAACUGUUGCUUGCUUAAACUUUAUUUAAACUGCAUCUGUGAUCAGCUUCCUAUUGUGUCCCAAGGGAAUUGAAUGCACUGCUUGUAUGUGUAUGCUCUGAGGAUAUUUGCUACUUAACAUAAAAAGUUGAAAUAUGUUUUUAUAUUAUGCUAUUAUGAUUUUGUGUAUCUGGGGGCAGGGCGCUAAGACUUCCUUCUUCCACAUAUAUGUAAGCAGUGUUGCUUCCAUCCUGAUGGAGUAACAGGUGGAGAAAAAUAUGCUGUUGGAGGUAAAACCACAGAAAACUCUUGCUCCUAAAGAUUUCAUGUCUCUUCUCUCUGCUUUCCACCUCAGCCUCUGCUGCAGUUAAGUGGCACCUUCAUUCAAGGAAAACUAUUUUUAAUCAGCAUUUAUCCACAAUAUUUGCAAAUCAAAUAUCUUGGCAUUAGCUGCCGAAACUGUGCUUGUUCUCAAUUAUGCUCAAACAAGUUUCACAUACAAUUCUCUCCUCUGAACUAUUUUUUUGUUUUACUCAGAAAAUAUGUACAAGGGUAUAAACCAAUAAAUCAAUUAAAACAGAGAAUGCAUGUUGGUGAAAAAUCAUUACAUUUCAA
Pseudonaja textilis is the source of this 1479-nucleotide messenger RNA. NCBI's taxonomy places the organism in Eukaryota, Metazoa, Chordata, Lepidosauria, Squamata, Elapidae. The record is from RefSeq and is a predicted model, not a curated record.